AUGACAGGGUUCUCAUUUGAAAACGUCCAGCGUAACCUAAACCUUGAGCAGCAAGGCCUGCACCCACCAAGGACAUUGAAGACUGGCACUACCAUUGUAGGAGUUGUAUUUGAAGGUGGUGUUGUUUUAGGCGCCGACACGCGGGCUACUGAAGGUUCUAUUGUGGCGGACAAGCGAUGCAAAAAGAUUCACUACAUGGCACCCAACAUAAUGUGCUGUGGGGCCGGAACCGCCGCGGACACGGAGGCCGUAACUAAUAUGACAGCUGCCAACUUGACACUUCACCGUCUUGGGACCGGCAAGCAAUCACGUGUGAGUGAGGCGCUGACGCUUCUUAAGCGACACUUGUACCGAUACCAGGGACAUGUGAGCGCCGCACUUGUCCUCGGUGGUGUAGAUGUAGGUGGUGCUUUCCUGGCAACUGUGGCGCCCCACGGCAGCACUGAUCGCCUUCCUUUUGUUGCAAUGGGCAGUGGAAGCAUUGCGGCGAUGGCAGCCCUGGAGACGGGUUAUAAAGAGAACCUUACUCUGGAAGAGGCGAAACAGCUGGUCGUUUCAGCGAUUCACAAGGGCAUUUUCAAUGAUCCCUACAGCGGAACGCAGGUAGAUCUUUGUGUCAUCACGAAGGCAAAGACGGAAAUGCUUAUCGGGUACGACAAACCCAAUGAUCGUAAGUAUCCUAAACAUGACAUCAAGCUCCCCCCUGGUACAACUCCUAUUCUUCGUGAGGAAAUACGCCAGUUGGUGACAAUCACCGAAUUGGAGUGA
Trypanosoma brucei brucei TREU927 is the source of this 768-nucleotide messenger RNA. RefSeq names its product proteasome subunit beta 2. The transcript has a single exon. Bases 1 to 768 code for a protein of 255 amino acids. NCBI's taxonomy places the organism in Eukaryota, Euglenozoa, Kinetoplastea, Trypanosomatida, Trypanosomatidae. Gene Ontology annotation, cellular component: proteasome core complex. Gene Ontology annotation, molecular function: threonine-type endopeptidase activity. The record is from RefSeq and is a predicted model, not a curated record.